Messenger RNA from Microcebus murinus (gray mouse lemur), 933 nucleotides. RefSeq names its product olfactory receptor 7D4-like. The record is from RefSeq and is a predicted model, not a curated record. Gene Ontology annotation, biological process: G protein-coupled receptor signaling pathway. Gene Ontology annotation, molecular function: G protein-coupled receptor activity; olfactory receptor activity. Gene Ontology annotation, cellular component: membrane. Lineage: Eukaryota; Metazoa; Chordata; Mammalia; Primates; Cheirogaleidae.
AUGGAGGCAAAAAACCACACGGAGUUCUCACAAUUCUUCCUCUUGGGUCUCUCAAAAGAUCCAGAACUGCAGCCCCUUCUCUUCGGGCUGUUCCUGUCCAUGUACCUGGUCACGGUGCUCGGGAACCUGCUCAUCGUCCUGGUGGUCAUCUCCGACGCCCACCUGCACACCCCCAUGUACUUCUUCCUCUCCAACCUGUCCUUGGUUGACAUCUGCUUCACCUCCACCACCGUCCCCAAGAUGGUUGUGGACAUCCUAACUCACAGCAGAGCCAUCUCCUAUGGGGGCUGCCUGGUGCAGAUGACUCUCGCUCUGCUUUUUGUGUGUGUGGACGACAUGCUCCUGACCGUGAUGGCCUACGACCGGUUCGUGGCCAUCUGCCACCCCCUGCGCUACACGGUCAUCAUGAAGCCCCGCCACUGUGCCCUGCUGGUCCUGAUGUCUUGGUGCGGCAUCUCCCUGACUACCCUAGUUCACCUUCUCCUGGCAAUGCGACUGACCUUCUCUGUAGGCACUGAAAUCCCCCAUUUCUUCUGUGACCUGCCUCAGCUCCUCAAGGUGGCCUCCUCUGACACCUCCAUCAAUGACAUCUACUUGUACGUGUCCACUGUGCUGCUGGGUGUGCUUCCCGUCACAGGGAUCCUCUACUCCUACUCUAAGAUCGUCUCCUCCUUAAUGAGGAUGUCCUCCACUGCAGGCAGGUACAAAGCCUUCUCCACCUGUGGGUCUCACCUCUGUGUGGUCUGCCUGUUCUACGGAACAGGAGUUGGGGUCUACUUCAGUUCUGCUGUGACCCCUUCUUCCCAGAGCAGCACCAUCGCCUCGGUGAUAUACACGGUGGUCACCCCCUUGCUGAACCCCUUCGUCUACAGCCUGAGGAACAAGGACGUUAAAGGGGCCCUGGGAAGACUGCUCAGUAGAGCAGCCUCUUGA